Molecule: messenger RNA, 1872 nt
Organism: Desarmillaria tabescens
Lineage: Eukaryota; Fungi; Basidiomycota; Agaricomycetes; Agaricales; Physalacriaceae
Product: laccase
Exons: 13
Coding region: 189-1769 (526 amino acids)
Molecular function (GO): oxidoreductase activity; copper ion binding
Source: RefSeq, a predicted model, not a curated record
CAGUACUAGCAGGACGCGUCUCACUCUCGCUACCUAAGAGCUUGUAUCUCGCUCGGAUCACUUCUGGAAUUCUCGUCCGAGGACUCCUGUCUGAGCGCUCUCUUACGUGCAUGGUGUUUUCCCGCUCCUUAAAAACCCUCACGAACUAUGAAGGGCAUUAGCCAACACCUCAUCCCGGCUUCUCAAGAAUGCUCGCUGCUCUUGUGCUCUAUCUGCUGGUAGAGGUCUCUUUAGGCUUCGAGAUUGUUGGCCCAAUUACAGGUCUAGAAAUAUCGAACCAGUACCUGGCCCCAGAUGGAUUCACGCGCUCGACCACCGUAGCUGGAGGGACCUUUCCGGGCCCGCUAAUCAAGGGAGUUAAGGGUGAUCGAUUCAAGAUUGAUGUCAAGGAUUCGCUCCAUGAUAAAACAAUGCUCCAAAGUACCAGUGUUCACUGGCAUGGUAUCUUCCAACGGGGUACAAAUUUUGCGGACGGUACUGCCUCGGUCACCCAGUGUCCUAUCACGUCGGGGGAUUCAUUCUUGUACGACUUCCCCGUACCUGAUCAAGCUGGGACGUUUUGGUACCACUCACAUUUGUCGGUACAAUACUGCGACGGAUUACGUGGCCCAUUUGUCGUGUAUGACGGUAUAGACGGAGUGAAUGACCCGCAUAGGGAAUUAUACGAUGUUGAUGAUGAGUCGACUAUCAUCACGUUAUCGGACUGGUACCACAUCCCUACUCCGGAGCUUCUCAAACAACCGGGUCAAAAGAGAUUCAAUUCCACUCUAAUCAAUGGGUCAGGAAGAUUUUACCAAGACCCGACUUCAGCUCUUACAGUGAUCACGGUCGAACCCACAAAACGUUACCGACUCCGUAUAAUCUCCAUGUCGUGUGAUCCAAACUACGUUUUCUCUAUCGAUGGCCACGACCUCACUAUCAUCGAAGCCGACGGAGAAAAUACCGUGCCUCAUACAGUGAACGCCUUGCGCAUCCUUGCAGGUCAGCGGUAUUCUGCCAUCUUGCACGCCAAACAACCUGUGGACAACUAUUGGAUACGCGCACAACCCGGCACUGAGGCUUACGGUUUCACUGGCACCCCCUUCGAGUCAGGAAUUAACUCGGCCAUUUUGAGGUAUGUAGGUGCUCCGGAAGGAGAUCCUACAUCUACGCAGCAAACCCCCCUUGUUCUCUUGAAGGAGGCGGAUCUCCAUGCCCUCGGACAUCCUGGUGCCCCGGGACUACCAUUCCCUGGCGGUGCUGAUGUAGUACUGAACUUGACGAUGGGGAUCGACCUUACUACCGGCCAGUUUUCAAUCAACAGCGUCCCAUUUCAGCCACCCUCGGUCCCGGUUUUGCUUCAGAUCAUGAGCGGAGCGCAGAAAGCGCAGGACUUGUUGCCCCAGGGUUCUGUAUAUGGUCUCCCGCUCAAUAAGACCAUUGAGAUCAAUAUGAUUGGAGGAAUGGCUGUUGGGGAUCCUCAUCCGAUGCAUUUACACGGUCAUGCCUUUGACGUUGUCAAAAGCGCGGAUAGCGAUGUGACAAAUUAUAUUGACCCAGUUCGUCGAGACGUAACAAGCGUUCUCAUGGGCAAUACCACUACCAUACGAUUUGUAACCGACAAUCCUGGGCCUUGGUUUUUGCAUUGUCACAUCGAUUUUCACUUAGAAGCCGGUAUGGCCGUAGUACUCGCCGAAGCUACCGACGAAGCUGCAGCGUUCAAUCCCGCGCCUGCUGCCUGGGAUAAUCUCUGUCCCGAAUACUACAAACUUUCUCCGGAUCAACUCUAGUGUCACUCGUUCGCACUCUCGUAUCUUUCUUACUUUAUGUUGUGCUAUCCGAUAUUGCGAAUACAUCAAAUCCGUGCAUUCUAGGGGUUAAUUCUACCAUAUU